Polypterus senegalus (gray bichir) is the source of this 3615-nucleotide messenger RNA. It is a transcript of the gene fkrp, whose product is annotated as fukutin related protein. The record is from RefSeq and is a predicted model, not a curated record. NCBI's taxonomy places the organism in Eukaryota, Metazoa, Chordata, Cladistia, Polypteriformes, Polypteridae. Gene Ontology annotation, cellular component: Golgi apparatus. The transcript is spliced from 4 exons. The coding region runs from base 1213 to 2790 and encodes 525 amino acids. Gene Ontology annotation, biological process: protein O-linked glycosylation via mannose.
AUUGCGAGCGGACGGCGCACGCUCGUUGGUCAAGAAUGGCAACAAGCAUUUAUUUUUUUAUUCAUUUUCAUCUAACGUUUUGUACAGUGGCGCCUGUUUGGACGAUCCUCCUUUUCGUCUGUAUGCAAUAUUGAUGCAUGAGUGUUAAUGCAUUUACUUCUCGUACAACGACUAUAUUAGCCUAUUUCCACGCCCUGUUUGAAUACAAGCCCCGCCUAUUUCUACAUACCGCCCCCUUUCAUGGCUACAUGAUCCUGCAAACUGUAAGACGAGGGAGCUCGGAAGCCUAAGUUGUACGAUCGGACGCUUUGAUUUUGGCAUUUCUGACAUUUACUGGCCUGAUAAACUACGAGAGGCUACAGAAACAGAGCCGCGGUCCGAGCUCUCUUACGGACUUAAGCGUAUUUUUUAUAUAGUUUUUUUUUCGAUUGUUUUUGGAUGAUGGACAGAAAAGGUUUCCAGAUAACCACAGCAUGACCUCCGUCUUCUUCGUGCAGUCCCGCUGUCUUUCGCGACGGGUGGAGGGCAGCGCAUGGAUCUUGACCACCAGUUGGGCGGAUACAGCAAACGCCAGCGGCUAAGAUGCUCUACUGUGAUUUUAAUUUAUCUGACUGCGGCGAAGGAAACUUAAACCUGUGACCUGUUGGCGACAACUGGAAUUGUGAAUGUGACAGCACCAUCAGAAGGAGCUUUGCCAUCCUCACAUCACUGCAAAAUGUGGCUUGCUUAGCCUCAUGGAAACGCUUGGAAGGUGUGCUUCACAGAGAAGGGGGCACAAAGGUGAAUGGGCAUUUGGAACUGUAAUCUGGGACUGCGACAAGGCCAGCUUCAGAAAACCUCUGGUGCGUCACAGGAUUUAAAAGUUUCUCAUCAGCGUCAUCUGAGGUACGUGUUGAAAGAAGUACCAGUUUUUUGCUCUAUAAUGCACCCAACACUGGAUCUCAGUUUGGCCAAAGUUAUUUUCUGGUGGAAUACUCAUCUUGCCAGGGUACCAGCGUGCUGCCUUGGCACUAGAAUGAGAACUUGAUACUUCUAGACCUCAAUUUCAGAAAACAUGAAGCUCAGAUAUUUGGCCUAGUGUCAGUCCAGGAUGCUUUUGUCAGCAGCCUCCCUCAAACCUGCUGUUAGUAGAACAGGCUGAGGAAUGUCACCUGUUGGCCGUUCAAUUGAUCGGAAUCUUGGAAUUGGAUUUAAGAGCAAACAUUUGGAAAAAUGAGAAUCAGUUUCUGCCAAGGGCUGUUGACAUUCGCCAUUGCUGUCAACUUGGUGAUCCUGUACUAUGUUUCCAGGGCACAGCAGCAAAUGAUGGAGAAACAGCGAGACUCUGGCAAGGGCGUACCCAAGCGGACAUCAGAGCUUGCUUCGGGUCCUGGAUUCUUCAAGGGCGGCGGCGGCGGUGGCGACAGCAAAAAUCCUGGCAUCACUGUAUUAGUGCGAGAGUUUGAGGACUUUGAGAACUACGUUGCUGAAGUGGCCCAGUCUUUUUUGCAGCAGAGGCCCCAGAUCCCAAUUCUGGUCGUAGCUGAUUCUCUUCCGUAUCCCCCGAUGACACUGCCAAGUGAAGCUAAACUGGUAGUUUUAAAUGUUGGCCCGGAUCAGCCACCAUAUGUGUCCAGACCUGAGUUUUACAUUCACACAGACUAUGUUCUGAUUGUCCCAGACGGCGUAAUUCUGGAUUAUGGUCGACAGUUGGACAGGCUACAGAAGGAGCUGGAAGUGGAAGGAGGUGGAGCGGUUCGGUUAGUCGCGGCCCCAGUUUUGUCUCGUUCUGCAGUCCAGUGCCUUCACCUGCAAGUUAACCUUAGGGAGUGGACGGCGACAUACACCCCAGCAGCAUCUGGGAGCAGUGGUAGCAUCUGUACGGCCUUGCAAGGGGAUGCAGUCAUCCUAAUCCGGACCGAGGAUCUUUUUAACCUCUCGAGUCCUCACGCAAGGCCGCUGAUGACAUCUCUCUUCAUGCAGACUUCCCUGAGAGGCUGGAAGGUGAAACUUCUCGAAGGAGCGGUCUUUGGAUCGAACCGGAGACCUCUGUUUGGGUCGGCGCACAACCAGUGGAAAGCAGAUACCCGCAUGAAGGAGACUACCAGUCGUCUGAUGAAACGGUUUGGCAUCAAACAGGUCAUCCAGGCUGACGGCAAACAGCAGUGGUUUGGGUGCAGCAAGGAGACCUCCCGGUGUUUUGGUACAAUUCACGACGACACGCCUGAAUAUCUCUACGUGGAUCGCUGGACUCCUCCUUGCUGCUUGCGAGCACUCAGGGAAACUACGAAAUAUGUCAUCAAUAUUUUAGAAAAGUCUGGGGUGCGCUAUUGGCUGGAAGGAGGGACACUUCUAGGCGCUGCUCGCCACCAGGACCUUAUACCUUGGGAUUAUGAUGUGGAUCUGGGAAUCUACUUGGAAGAUAUACCUAAUUGCGACUUCUUAAAGAAUUUGGACUCAGGAUCCUUGGUGGACGCGAAUGGUUAUGUGUGGGAGAGGGCCGUCGAAGGCGACUUCUACCGCGUUCAGUACAGUGAAGCCAAUCACUUGCAUGUGGACCUCUGGCCCUUCUAUCCUCGCAAUGGCAUGAUGACUAAGGACACCUGGAUGGACCACAAGCAGGAUGUUGAGUUCCCCGAGCACUUCCUGCAGCCUUUGGUCCCCAUGCAGUUUGCAGGGAUCACAGCCUACGCCCCUAAUAAUUAUCGCAGCUUCCUGGAACUCAAAUUUGGGGAAGGAGUGAUAGAGAACCCCCAGUACCCAAAUCCAUCCAAAAAGAAGCUUGAAAGGAAACUUUUGGUUUGGGCUUAAUCGUCUAUUGCCGUUUCUGGAAAAGGAAAUUUGAAUAACACGGCCAAAGGGAAAGGUGGAGUCAAAAAAGUGGCCAUGUCGUGACUACUACUGUAAUUACGCUGCUAAUGGGUGUGUAAAUUGAUGUUUGCAGAAAAACAUGUGACUCAUCAUCCCGCCUCGGUAUUAACGUCGAUAAAUUCAUAUGGCUGCAGGCUCGUUUUGAGUCAAAUUCCUUCAGUUGUCUUUUCGUAGCUUUGUGCUUGGGACCGUCACAAUACUAAACAAGAUGUAAUAUCUGGGGGGCAAUGCCCCAUCUGCCAUCGCUGUAUAAACAAUCCCCGUUCUGAGACAAUUUCUAUAUGCCUAACUGAAUUCCGUGUUUUACUGAAUUGCUCCUCAGUUUAGAACAUUGGGUUUCAUUUUUAAGACACUUCUCUCUUUUGAACACUGCAUUGUGGCACCACGCUCCCAAAUACUGUAUCUGUGCCAUACUGACUUUCAGAAGUUCUGGAGGAAACCUUGUGCUUCUCCAUGGCCAAAAUGUGUUGUAGGUGGGUAAGGCAUGUCACGUUAGUCGUUAAAGAAGCAGUGGAUGAAUGAUAAUGUGAGGCAGAGCCGCGUUAAAGAAUCUAAAAGUAUACACAAACUACUGACGUCUGAUUCUCACCAAUGAGGAUGAAGAGACGCUUGUUAAUGUUAACACCCGUGCAUCUUCCAAGUGUGUGCGUCGACACGUGUUUUUCACAUGCAUAGGUCUGUGCGUUUUUCAUGUGCUAAUUCCAUAUGCAUCUGAUUCGUCACUUUGUGCUUAAAUAAAGUUCUUUGGUGAGAAAAAAAACAAAA